Messenger RNA from Owenia fusiformis, 5113 nucleotides. Lineage: Eukaryota; Metazoa; Annelida; Polychaeta; Sabellida; Oweniidae. The record is from the annotation of a GenBank genome assembly.
CCCGAGUGUGUGACUUGUAACGAGAGGGUCCGAACGCGAUCCGGAAUGAUCCGGAAAUAAAAAGGGAAAAUAAAAAAGCAACAAUAUCUCCAGUACAUAUGGAUAAGGACCACAAUUGGUAUAGUUAAGCAGAUAGCGCACUCAAUUAUCAACUCAUUGGGGUCUUUCCAGGAGCAAAUAACCCAGAGGAAAGAGCCAAAAGACAGGUGUGAUAGAAUAGCCAUGACACCUAUUUGUUAUACUGCUUUGCUGUGAUGGAUCUGCGACAACUAGAAGGAAAGAUCAAAGAUUCAGUCCGUCGGCUACGCAAGAUCAACUGCCAUCUUGAGAUAUUUGAGCCAGAAACUAUACAAUAUGGCCUUCUGCUUGGCCGUGGAGGGGAGGGGGUUGUACAUCAGUGUAUUGUGGAAUACAAGGGACUGCCCCUACAAUGUGCUGUCAAGUCUGUUUUGUGCAAUACAGAAGAGUUUAUACAACUUGCCCUGGAGGAACUGGAAAUACUAUGUAUGGCAAGGGAUCCCAUUGCUGACCAUGUGCUUCAAGUUUAUGGGGUCUCUGCAGUCCCAACAAAAGAAGACGCCUCUUUAGGACACUUAGCAAUAAUCACAGAAGCUGGAUUAAAAAACAGUUUACAAUUCUUUCAAGAGGAAAACCAUUGUUUGAAGCUAAAAAUCAGAUUGCUUUGUGAUCUGGCAUCAGCGAUACAUUAUGUGCAUCAGAGGAAAAUCAUGCAUCGGGAUAUAAAACCAGAAAAUGUGCUUAUUACCCAUGUGUCAUAUAGAGGGCGCACUCCAGAUAAGAUCCAAUUCAAGAUAAUGGACUUUGGUAUGGGACGGCAAGUGAGGCGAGAGUCAGUAGACAUUGAAGGUGUGGUGGGGACAAAGGGGUAUCACCCCCCUGAGAUGUGGGAAGAGAGUGGCUAUGACAUCACUGGUGACAUAUACAUGCUGGGUGUCACAUUUGCAAUAUUGCUACUUCCACAGCGAUAUUUGGUGACGUCAACACUGCGUCAUAUUCUGAACAACUUGCACGAAAGUAAAGAAAAUGGCAUCCUGGGAAGAGAUCUAUUUGACAAGCUGAUUGGCCCACUACUUGAUGACGAUAUACCAGAACAAAUAAAGAACCUUAUUUCACAAAUGAUAGAGAAUAGAGAAAACAGACUAAGUUCACUACCUGAUGCUGUUGAAGUUUUACAACAGAUUUAUAUUUGUAUUGAAGACCCUGAUGAGAGUGGUGACUCUGCUUCUAUAAGUGUGCAGGGGUCAGACUCAGGUGUAGGAGUGGGAGAGGACCAUGUGUUUGCUGAUGGACGUCGUAGUGCAACUCCAGGCAAACCCAAGCGUGGGAAAAAGAGACAACGUGAAUGCACCCCAUCACCUCCACGUUUAUCACCAAUCUUACCCCUAGAAACCCCAAAUUCACGGCCCUCCACCCCCAGGAGUAACAGCAGCAGUACAAGAUCUUCUCGAGGACGCUCACCACAUUAUAUCAGGACGAGAUCUCGGGGAAGUAGCGAAUCAUCAAGCAGUACAAAGUCUGCAUCAAGUGGGCGGGGAUUAGGAGGAAGUGGGCGGGGCUUAGGUUUAGGCGAGCUGUCAAUCACAAGAGGUCCUGGGAGGGGACGUAAUGGAAUCUCAAGGAGGAGAGUAAAGAACAAUAUUAACCCAAAAGUUAUACAUCGGUCUAUAUCUACACCUAAUGCUGGAGAUAAGUUAAAGAGGACAAGAUCUCAAUCUAUGUGUGUGAACGCUCCUCCUUUGUCUCAACACCUUUCUAACCCAGCACUGAAAACCUCUGCAGCACGUAAAUUGGCAGUAGCACCUAGCAAAAGUAUUCCACAGGCAGUUACAGAUAGAGAUAGUGAAGAUUCAACAAAUAGCACCAGCACUGAUUCUGACAUUGAUGAUGAAGUCACAUUUGUGCGUAAAUCUUAUGAUGAGAAAGUUAUCAUUUUCCAGCAACCUUUGAGCCCACGUGUGACCCGUAGUGCUAGUAGUAGUAAACUUGAAAGUAGUGCUUUAGCUAGGACUGCAAGUAAUAUAAGUCACGACAAUGGUAGCAUUGGUCGUCCAAAAAGCCCAAAUGUUGAUCUUAUAUACAACUCUGGUUUUAAAGUCGUGAAGGGAAUUUAUAACAAACUUUGUGAUGGUCUGUCUAAAUUUCAGCCCAGAAAUUGAUGAAAUUCCGAGGCUCCCUCCAAAAAGGCAACGUUUAACAAGAUUGGCUUCAUGCACUAACUUAUAUAAGUGACCUAUAAGGGACACAGAGGAAUGUCAUAUACAUAACUGAUGGCAGGAAAUGAUGUCAUCUGUGUCAUGUUCUGAUGGAGAGAAAAUGUACAAUGCAAUGAGAAAUUCUGUAAGGAACAGGUUACCCGAGUGAUUUUAUAUUGCAGAAAGUUAACUUGGGAAAGUUCUUAAAAAAGUAUUUAUUAUAUUAACAUGUGGAGCUGGGAAAAUGACUUGUGUAUUGAGAAAUAACAAAAUGAGUAUAUGUUAUAUGUAUUAAUGUAUCUGGUGCCUGACAUAAUUGAAGAUGUGCCGUAAACAUCAAAUCCCAAAAUGUCAGAAAAAUUCAUGCCUUGAAAACCAUAAGUUGUGGGUGAGGGAUGUAUUACGAGAAACAUUCCUCUAGGAAUUCCAAGAUCUAUUGGAAUUCUAUAUGGCAAUAUGAUUUCCAUGGUAGCAAUGGAUUUGGGUAUUGCUUUAUUGAGAAUUAUUGAAAAUGACAUUUGGUUAAUAAAUCAAUGUCUGUCAAAACAUGAUUUACUUUGUUUGGAAAGGUUCCGUUUUUUAAAACGAACAAUUUAUGAUACACUGAGUGAAACCAUUAACAAUGAGUUUCUCUCACUUGACCCAUCAGCUUAUGGAAUUAACCUGUAUGUUUGUGAAAAGAAUGUUUUACAUUGAUGGUCACUCAAAUUAUAAAUGUGUUUUUUCCAUGAUUGGAUUUGAAGGCCAUUCCAGUAAAUGGUGCCAUCUAUUGGUGAUGAUGUCACUGAUAACAGUUUUAUUGCAAAAUUGACAUAAACUUGCUUCUCAAAAAUGUGCAUACAUUUAUAGAUAAACACAAUUUAGGAGACCACAUAUUCAGUCAAUGGAGCCUUUGGUUUAGCAUUAGACGGUAGUAUUUGCUGGAAAUCCCUAGAGGGUAAUAUGAUACGGUGGCAAUGCUACAUGUAUGUUUAGAGGGGGUGCAUACAUAUGAAACAUAUACUAGUAUGGGAAACCUCAAAUAUCCCACAUCAACAAAGUCAGAUAUGUGUUAUUUAAAGAGAAGUUUAGGCCCCAUACUCCCCCUCCCCACAUUGACCCCCCCCCCCCUGACCCCCCCCCCCCCAUCCCUAGUUUGAUGUAAUACCUACAACACUAAUAUGUAUCUACCAGAAUGGCUUGAUAUAGAUUAUGGUAAUAGAAGUACAUUAUAAUUGGAUCAUUAUAUCAUGUGGAACAUUCAUUAUAAUUGUAGUCAACUUAAAAUCUGUAUUUAAAGGGAAUGGUAAUCAUCUACUCUUAUAAGGGCGACGCAAAACUAGUAUUAAAGUACAAAAUGCUAGUAUUAAAGUGUGUUCUGCUGAAUUUUUGGAAAUGGAAUUGUUUAAGAGCUUGUCAAAGAAAUUGAAAUCACACUUUGAUGUAAUAUUGUUAUGUAAUUGUAACAUGUAGCAUAUUUAAUUGGAAGGCUCAUUAUACUACAAUGCUUAUCAUAUCUUACUAAUGCACUUUUGUAAUGAGAAUAUUGUCCCCAUUUGUAUAUACCUGGCAUUACCUGGCCCUAACUACAUGUAUGUACAACUUAUCCAUAUUAGAAUGUUAGAUCCCAAUGUAAAUGUAUGGGAACAGGAAUAAAUAUUUACUUCUCCACUAGAGCCAAAACAUGGCAACUGGUCUGGAAAUCAGUUUUGAACAGUAGAUCUACAAUACAUAUUACUUGUUCUGAGUCGAUUCCAUUCAAUUGUAACAUAUACCUGUAUACUACAAGUGCGUAAUUGUAUAGACAUAGACUGAUAGAGAAGCAUAGCCAGAAUACAUAAACAGGCGAGUUUAUAAAUGGGCAAAGCAAAGCUUAAGCCAAAGAGGAUGUUAUACUAAUAUAAUAUGUCAUAAUAUUCAGAAAUGAUUAGAACUUUUGUGAUGCAAAAUUAUGCGUCAUAGCUAGCCAGCUAUAUUGAUGGACACAUCUUUCCAUCAUCAUUAUAUUAUAAUCUGUAUCUGAUCAAGUAACAUGAAAUACAUUUUUGAAAUGUAGAUUAUCAUUGUAUUAUUGCAGUAUCCUUUAUGUUAAUCAAAGUAGAGAAACAGUAGUAAUUAUGGGUAUUAAUGUAUAAGUUUGGGUAUUAGAUUACAUGUACUGGUAUACAGGAAUUAUUAUUCAAACUAAAGCUAUAAAUGGGGGGGGGCAUGGCCAGGAACUCACAAAAUUAAUUUGACAAGGCAAAAUUUAGGAUACAUGAAGUGUUUUGCUACCUGUGUCUCUAAUUUUCAGUUUAUUUUAAAAAUGUCUGAAAAUAUAUAUUUCUAAAAUUUGAUGAGGCAGUUACCUUGCCUGUCUCAUAUCUGGCUAUGCCCAUGAUCAAUAUAGCAUUGCAGCUAAGAUUUCCAUGAUCAUUGGUUGGCAUAAGAGGCUGGGAAGCUCAUUCAGCUCAGGCAUUAAUAAUUAAAUCAGUUACGAAAUCCAGAAAUAUGAAAUUUUGAAUUACGAAUUAGUUUAAUUUAAUUAUGAAAUCUGUUCCUGAAGGCAAAGAUGGAGAAUUCUGGUCUCAUCUUAAAUCACGUAAGGGAGUUCAAGUUACCACUGUUUUUACGACAAUGUGAGUGUGUCCAAAUAUGGUCCUUAAAGGUAGGCCUACUAUGAGGAAAACAGGGGUCAUGAUAUUGCAUGAUCAUGUUCUCCCAAAUACAUGUAUGUGUAACUAAGCUCUCGGAUGUGUAAUUUAUUUAUACUGUAUUAUUAUUAAUGAAAAAUUAUUGUUACCAUGUUUGAAGGAAAGAGGUGAAUAUGUACAUUAAAAUGUUAGAAAAUAAAUAUCUGUUUUUAUUGUUAAUAUUACCAUAUUGUAUUCAAAUCUUUCUAUGGUUUAUAUUUGAUGUAUUAUCAUUAAGUGAUAAAUAAA